AUGAAGCCGGGCCAUGCUCUAGGCUUUGGCUUCCUCGCCUUGGCUGCAGCCAUCCCCCUGCUGAAGCGUGAUUACGAAAUCGGCACAGCUCCCGUCCGGGGCGUCAAUAUCGGAGGCUGGCUCGUUCUGGAGCCAUGGAUCACUCCUUCAAUCUUCCAGCAACUCCCCCAGUCUGCUGGCGUCGUGGAUGAAUACACGCUCGGUGAGAAAAUUCCCAAUGCCAGGGAUAUUCUAAGAACCCAUUGGGACAACUGGGCCACUCUCGCCGACUUUCAGAAGAUUGCAGACAAUGGCUUCAACGCUGUCAGGAUCCCUAUCGGCUAUUGGGCGUUCAAAAAUUUCGACCAAGAGCCCUACGUCCUCGACGCCCAGCAGGACCACCUCGACAGCGCCCUGGAUUGGGCGCGUCAGACAGGCCUCAAAGUCUGGAUCGACCUUCACGGCGCCCCGCUCUCGCAAAACGGUUUUGACAACUCGGGCAAACGUACCGACACGCCGGCUUGGACGAGUGGUGACUCCAUCGCGGCGACUGUCGAGGUCAUCAGCAUGAUAGCGGACAAGUACGCCGCUCCAGCCUACGCCGACGUUGUUGUCGCCAUUGAGCUGCUCAAUGAGCCACUCAUGUCGAACUUGCCGGGCGGUCGCGGCGCUACGCAAGCUUACUACCAGACGGGAUUCGACGCCGUGCGCAGCGCGGCUGGGGAAACCGAAGGCGCCAUGGUUGUCAUUCAGGACGGCUUCGCCAACCCGCCGACGUGGAACGGCUUCCUGGCGGGGAACGGUGUGUCGGGCGCCAUCGUCGAUCAUCAUGAGUACCAGGUCUUCACAGACGCUCUGGUAGCUAUGAGCCCGCAGCAGCACGCUGAUGCAGUGUGCGGCAGCGCUCAGGCGUGGGGGACGGGCCAGGACAAGUGGGUCGUCGUGGGCGAGUUUACCGGUGCAAUGACAGACUGCGCGCCUGCUCUCAAUGGCUACGAAGUUGGCGCCCGCUAUGACGGCACUUACAGUAAGCAAAAUGCCGACGGCAGCUUCACGAGCUCCACGUUCCACGGCUCGUGCGCCACGAUCAACUGGAUCGACCAAUGGUCGGAGCAGAACAAGACCGACACCCGCAACUACAUCAACGCCCAGCUCGACGUUUUCGAGCAGAAAACCCAGGGCUGGUUUUGGUGGAACUUCAAGACCGAAGCCGCCGCCGAAUGGGACCUCUUCAGACUCAUCGACGCUGGUGUCUUCCCAAAGCUCGACGGUAGGGCACGCACGGUGACAUGUUCGUGA
Molecule: messenger RNA, 1278 nt
Organism: Diplodia corticola
Lineage: Eukaryota; Fungi; Ascomycota; Dothideomycetes; Botryosphaeriales; Botryosphaeriaceae
Product: glucan-beta-glucosidase
Exons: 4
Coding region: 1-1278 (425 amino acids)
Biological process (GO): glucan catabolic process
Cellular component (GO): extracellular region; cell surface
Molecular function (GO): glucan exo-1,3-beta-glucosidase activity
Source: RefSeq, a predicted model, not a curated record